This is a messenger RNA of Nerophis ophidion (straightnose pipefish), 1104 nucleotides long. It is a transcript of the gene ntaq1, whose product is annotated as N-terminal glutamine amidase 1. The transcript is spliced from 6 exons. Gene Ontology annotation, molecular function: protein-N-terminal asparagine amidohydrolase activity; protein-N-terminal glutamine amidohydrolase activity. Lineage: Eukaryota; Metazoa; Chordata; Actinopteri; Syngnathiformes; Syngnathidae. The coding region runs from base 219 to 818 and encodes 199 amino acids. Gene Ontology annotation, cellular component: nucleus; cytosol. The record is from RefSeq and is a predicted model, not a curated record.
ACCAUCAACUACGGAAUCCUGUGUGGUCUUAGAAGGUAACAGGUUAGUCACAUGGUGUUCAUCAAUAAUCAAUAAUCAUCAUAGAUUAGAGCCGAGGACACCAAAGCAAAAGUGAAUUUGGCGACUUUUUGCACGAAGGGUCUUUAGUCGGAGACCCAGGAGGUGGAGCUGUGGCCGCUUGGAUCGUUCACGUAAGGCGCAUCUGUGGCACAACAUGCAUGGAGGAAGACAAGAUGGCGGCAACUUCUCGCGACAAAUGUCAAUAUACCAGCUGUUAUUGUGAAGAAAAUGUUUGGAAAGUUUGUGAGUUGAUCAGGAAGGAGAAAAGUUUUCCUCUGGAAGAAUUCUUUGUCAUUUUCAUUUCCAACGACAACAAGAAGGUUCCACUGUGGGAGCAGAAGUCUGCACAAGGACAGCAGCCUGUCAUCUGGGACUACCAUGUGGUUCUGCUUCACGUCUGUCCUCGCUCUGAAGCCUUCCUGUAUGAUCUGGACUCUGUGCUGCCGUUUCCCUGCACCCUGAAGAUGUAUGCUAGGCACGCCUUACGCACUGACCACUGCCUCUUACCCGAGUACCACAGGAAGUUGCGUGUGGUCCCCGCUGACUACUUCCUGUUGAACUUUGCGUCUGAUCGCUCGCACAUGAAGGAAGAGGACGGGUCCUGGAAGAUGCCGCCCCCACCUUACCCACCAAUCCACACUGCAGACUCCAGCAUGAACCUGCAGCUCUUCAUCAGCAUGGAACCUUCUGUGGGAUGGGGACACGUUUACACUCUGGACCACUUCCUGUGCCACUUCCUCAAAGAACCCCGUGUCUGAGUGUACCUCUCUGCGUGUGUGUGUGUGUGUGUGUGUGCGUGUGUGUGUGUGCGUGCGUGCGUGCGUGUGUGUGCGUGCGUGCGUGUGUGUGUGCGUGCGUGUGUGUGUGUGCGUGCGUGUGUGUGUGCGUGCGUGUGUGUGCGCACGUGCGUGAGUGUGUGUGUGCGUGCGUGCGUGUGUGUGUGUGUGUGUAUGUGUGUAUGUUAGGGUUGUCUUGAUACCAAAGUUUUGGUAUUGGUUCCAAAAUGUAUUGGAUACUUUUGUAAAUAAAAGGGAGCACAAAAGA